Messenger RNA from Exaiptasia diaphana, 1110 nucleotides. RefSeq lists its product as uncharacterized. Gene Ontology annotation, molecular function: ubiquitin protein ligase binding. Gene Ontology annotation, cellular component: cytoplasm. Bases 1 to 1110 code for a protein of 369 amino acids. Lineage: Eukaryota; Metazoa; Cnidaria; Anthozoa; Actiniaria; Aiptasiidae. The transcript has a single exon. Gene Ontology annotation, biological process: proteasome-mediated ubiquitin-dependent protein catabolic process; regulation of proteolysis. The record is from RefSeq and is a predicted model, not a curated record.
AUGUCUUCUCAAAGUAUCGAAGCGCUCGACGACAGUGAUUUUGAACAAAGUAUAAAAGAGCAACUGAGUGGAAUUAUAACGCAGCUUAACAGUGCAGGACUUGUGGUGCAUAUCUUACAAAAUAAGGCAGUCAUAGCUAGAGAGUCUGAAAAUGAMGUUUUUACUGUAACUGAUGGAGAAGACGCCUUGAAAUACGUUAACAACCCAAGGUACGCUGACAAGAUACUAUGCGUCGACGACCAGAAAUUUUACUGCCACUCUCAUUACCUGGUGUUACGAAGCSAGUACUUUAGGGUGUUGCUCAAUGGUGAGUUCAAGGAGAARUCAAUGGACGUCGUGUCGAUUGAAUURCCGCUUCCUGGAAAGUUUGARCCCAUUUUGCGCUUUCUCUACUCUGGAAUGACAAACGACAACGACUCGCUCUUUGAUGAACACAAUAUUUUCCAUGCCAUAAAAACCAGUGAUUUUCUAGGYAUCAAAGAACUWUAUCACAAAGCCGUCGGCGUGUUCGCACACAAGUGGCGAGUUCUGACGAAGUCUCCAAUGUUCCGACGAAGUAUUAUCGAUUAUAACUUUUUGGACUCGCUGCUCGACUUCGGUACAAAAAAUGCACUAUUCAAAGACAGUGAGAAAUUGAAAGUCGUGGUUUUGUGGGAUGAAGAGGGAAAUGCAAACUUCACCGAAUCAAAGCGUUUACUAACAGARCAUAAAUGCCUCGAAGAAGCRACAGUAGUCGACUUAGAAUGGGGCUUCAAAGUCAACCCGAAUUUAUUCUCAUCCAUGGACUCUUUAGAAUUCAAAUGCGUCGUGACUCGGGCAUUGAAUGACCUACAAAGAUCUCGCGACGAAAACCGAGACUCCGAAGACAAAAUCCGACGACUAUCGCACUGUGUUCGUGUUCUACGAAGCCAACUCGAUGAAGUGUCGUGCAAUCGCUGUCGCACGAAGAUUCCACGAGCAGCUGUGAAAUCCCGAACCUGUGUUACGACGCAGCAUUCGGGAACUUACAAAGUCAACGAAGGAUGGUCAUGCUGUGGAGAGUUGRUAAAGCGAAGCAGAGGGUGCAAACCAUUGGCUAUUUCUCGUCAUAGAAUCCACAGCUGUAACUAA